Molecule: messenger RNA, 3124 nt
Organism: Raphanus sativus (radish)
Lineage: Eukaryota; Viridiplantae; Streptophyta; Magnoliopsida; Brassicales; Brassicaceae
Product: serine/threonine-protein kinase EDR1
Exons: 13
Coding region: 16-2763 (915 amino acids)
Biological process (GO): protein phosphorylation
Molecular function (GO): ATP binding; protein kinase activity
Source: RefSeq, a predicted model, not a curated record
AUCUCACGGCGAACGAUGAAGCACAUCUUCAAGAAGCUACACAGAGGCGGCAACCAGGAUCAGAAUCGGAUCAACGAUGCAUCUCCACCGCCGUCGGAUCAGAACCGGACACAAACCGCCGCGAAUAAUCCUCAACCAGCCUCAACGGAGGCGAUUCCGGCGAGCGGAACCGCAUCUUCGGCGACCUCUCCCUCUCCAGUCUCCGCCACGAACCGCUCCGAUUACAUAUCGUCAGAGGAGGAGUACCAAGUCCAGCUAGCCCUAGCGAUCAGCGCGUCGAACUCUCACUCUCACUCCGGCGAGGAUCCGGAGAAGCAUCAGAUCCGAGCCGCGACGCUUCUGAGCUUAGGGAGCCAUCAUCGGAUGGAUCCAAGGAGGGACUCGUCGGAGGUUAUCGCGCAGAGGCUAUCGAGACAGUACUGGGAAUAUGGUGUGCUUGACUACGAGGAGAAGAUCGUCGAUGGUUUCUACGACGUUUACAGUCUCUCCACAGACUCAGGGAAGCAGGGAGAUAUGCCGUCGUUAGAAGAUCUCGAAAGCAAUCGAGGGACACGUGGAUUCGAAGCUGUGGUUGUGAAUCGUCCCGUUGAUACUUCUCUGGACGAGUUGCUGCAGAUUGCACAAUGCAUUUCGCAGGAUUGUCGUUCUACUAGUGUUAACGUGCUGGUAGAGAGGCUGGCUGAGCUUGUCACAGGGCAUAUGGGUGGAUCUGCGGAGGAUUCUAGUAUUGUAUUGGCGAGGUGGACUGAGAAAAGCAGCGAGUACAAGGCUGCGUUGAACACUUGUGUAUUCCCUCUUGGAUUUGUGAAUAUUGGUCUCUCCAGGCAUCGUGCUCUGCUUUUCAAGGUUUUGGCAGAUAGUGUGCAGUUACCUUGUAGGUUGGUGAAAGGUAGCCAUUACACUGGGAACGAGGAUGAUGCUGUGAACACGAUAAGACUUGAAGAUAAUAGAGAGUACUUGGUCGAUCUUAUGACAGAUCCUGGGACGCUUAUACCUGCCGAUAUUUCAAUUGAGCCAAAUAACUCACAUGGAAACAAACUUCCCACUGCUCAGUUGUCAAAUGACUUUCGGCACUCAGCGCCAAAGCUUUCAGAAGGUGAAGGCAGUAGUCAGAGUUCUAUAGCUGACAAUAAUUCUUCUUCGGAUAGAAAGCCAGAGUCUGGAAUCAGGAAUACAGAUUUGAGAGCUUCACCUUCUAGCGUAACUAGUUCGAGCCAGUUGGAGAAUAUUUCCUUGAAUACAGUUGCAAAGGGAAGUCGAGGAGCCAUAAAUGAUAGUGCAAGAACAAACGUGAAUAUAGUUCCAUACAAUCAGAACACUGAGGAAGACCCAAAAAACCUUUUCGCAGACCUUAACCCGUUUCAGAAUAAGGGAACCGACAAGCUGUUCAUGCCAACUAAAUCAGGUUUGAAUAAUGUUGAUGAUUUUCAUCAACCAAAAAAUAAUCCUCUGGUUGGUAAGUCUCCUGCACCAAUGAUGUGGAAAAAUUACAGUUGCAAUGAAGCCCCAAAGCGAAAAGAGAAUAUUCUACCGAAACUCCACCGUGAUCCUCGUUAUGGCAACAAUAAUUCCUCAUACGCUACCUCAAGCUCUGGUGUAGCGGUUUCGUCAAAUUUGCCUGGCAGAAACAAUGCGACUUUUGUGCCACCAGUUGCUGCACCACCACCCUUCACUUCCACUGGAAAUCAGCUCACACCAAGUAUGGUAGAGGAUAUGAAUAGAAACACCAACAGUGAACUAGAUCACCAGCCUAAUGCUUUUGUUGGGGUACAUGGAUACCAAAAGGAUGAAUCUAACGUUGAAGAUCAUAGAAAGUACACGAGUGAUGACAUAUCUACUGGGUCUGAUCCGAGGCUGAAGGAUCAUGAAAGUACAAGUUCCUCUCUUGAUUCUACAUCCUACCGGAAUGAUCCUCAAGUUCUUGAUGAUGCUGAUGUUGGUGAUUGUGAAAUCCCUUGGAAGGAUCUUGUGAUUGGGGAGAGAAUAGGAUUAGGAUCCUACGGGGAGGUCUAUAAUGCUGACCGGAAUGGAACGGAAGUUGCUGUCAAGAAAUUUUUGGACCAGGACUUCUCAGGUGCUGCUUUGGCCGAGUUCAGAAGAGAAGUACGCAUUAUGCGAAGAUUACGACAUCCAAAUGUUGUUUUCUUCCUUGGGGCGGUUACUCGUCCUCCGAACCUUUCCAUCGUUACAGAGUUUUUGCCAAGAGGAAGCUUGUAUCGCAUCCUUCAUCGGCCCAAGUCUCAGAUUGACGAGCGGCGCCGGAUUAAAAUGGCCCUUGAUGUGGCAAUGGGGAUGAAUUGCUUGCACACCAGCACACCAACAAUUGUUCAUCGUGAUUUGAAAACACCAAACCUUUUGGUUGAUAACAACUGGAAUGUUAAGGUCGGUGAUUUUGGGUUGUCUCGCUUAAAGCACAAUACUUUCUUGUCCUCAAAAUCAACCGCUGGAACGCCCGAAUGGAUGGCUCCAGAGGUUCUACGCAAUGAGCCCUCAAAUGAAAAGUGUGAUGUGUACAGCUUUGGAGUGAUUCUAUGGGAACUAGCAACAUUGAGAUUGCCAUGGAGAGGAAUGAACCCAAUGCAAGUAGUAGGAGCGGUUGGUUUCCAGAAUCGUAGGCUGGAGAUACCAAAGGAACUUGAUCCUGUGGUGGGAAGGAUCAUCUUGGAAUGUUGGCAAACGGAUCCGAAUCUGAGGCCGUCCUUUGCUCAGCUGACUGAAGUGCUGAAGCCUUUGAACAGGCUCGUGCUUCCUUCACCACAGUAGUUUCCAACUGUGAAUAUACGAAAGACCCGGUUGAUCAUAUACAAUUAUGUGCCUCAACAGCGUAGAUUUGAGGAAUGUAAAUGAAAUCACUUAACUAUAUAUUAUAUUGUGUUGGGUGUAUUUGUUAUAGAAAAAAGCCGCGAUGCUGUGGUUUAUUAUAUUUUGGCUCAUCGAUCAGAAGCCAAAGCUUUUCCAUCAAAAUCAUCAUUCCAAUAAUAAUAUAAUCCGAUUUUAUUGAUGGUGUUCUAUUGUAAAAUGUAAUUAUGUUGUUUGAUUUGUGUUACCAAUCAAACCAAACAUUAGUGUGUAUUAUUGAUCAAAGGCAACUAAUGUCCAGUAAACAACUAUUGAGUUUAUUGUU